Acaulospora morrowiae is the source of this 950-nucleotide messenger RNA. Lineage: Eukaryota; Fungi; Glomeromycota; Glomeromycetes; Diversisporales; Acaulosporaceae. The record is from the annotation of a GenBank genome assembly.
AGCAAAAAUGUCGAGUCAAAAUCAAACCUCAUUCUGCGAAUUGAGCGUUGAAUUAAAAAAUAGAGAGAUCACAUCCGUCAUUAAAAUCUGCCAAGAUUUUGACACCUUCUAUGAACUAAAAAAGUUCGGUGAUGUGACGAUCAGGAUCGGUUCACAAUCACAAACCAAGACAUUUUACGGACACUCUUUUAUUCUUUAUGCUCGCUCUUCUUUCUUUCAAAAAGUUUUAACAAGCGACGGGAACAAAAUUGACAAUCACACAGUUAGCAUUCCCGACAUCUCUCCAAAGGAAUUUGAAGUCAUGCUCAGGUAUAUUUAUACUGGACGCAUACCUUUGGAUGGAAAAUCUUCUUUGGAGAUAUUCAAUCUUUUACUCGCUGCCUUAAAACUUGAUCUUGAAGAGGCCAUUAGUCAUUUGCAAUUACAUCUCGUCAAAUAUCAUCAUGAGUGGUUAUGCAGAAACUUCUCGUUGGUUAAUGACACAUGCAAACAGCAUCAAGAAUUGGUGGUCCUUCUGAAUUACUGUGUGAAGUCACCGAAAGCAUUGUUCAUGUCCGAGGAUUUUGUCAAGAUAGAAAAGCAGGUCUUGGUAGAGUUACUAGGAAAUAAUUAUCUCGAAGUAGACGUGAUAGAAAUUUGGAAUAUGGUCCUCAAAUGGGUUUUGGCCAAACACCCUUCGAUAAAUUCAAAUCCUAAAUAUUGGACCCCCGAAGAAAUUAAAGCAUUGUCCAGAAGUCUCGAAAAUUUUAUUCCCUUGAUACAAUUUCGUAACUUGUCACCCGAGCAGAUUGACAAUAGCAUCCAACCAUACCGAAAACUCUUUCAAAGAUCUUUCUAUGAGGAAUUGGUUCAAACUUCUAGCAUCGAAUAUUUCAAAAUUACCGAAGAGAAGAAUGUCCUUCAUUUCAAAAUUCCCGAAACGAUCAACAGUUGGUUCCAUGGAGAACGUC